GAGAAUUUGUAAUCAUUUAAUUCACACCAUUUAUUCUUGGAAACUUACCUUUUUUUUUAUUAGCAAACAGCUUUCAUUCCACAACACCCAUUUCUUCUUGGAAACUUACUACUUCCAUACACCACGCACAGGAUUUAGCUUCACAAAUACCUGAAUCCAAGCCUGUUUCAGCCAACAUAAACCAAACAUCGAUACAAGUAACAAGCUAUAUUUGGUCUCACAUAGCGAUGGAUCAAAGGUUGUUUCAGGCAGCAUGGAAUGGGGAUGUUAAUCAUCUUCUUAAUGAGAUUCAGGCCAAUCCCUCUGUGCUUCAUGCUGCAGCACUGGAGGGAGGUGAAAAUCCGUUACACGUCGCUUGUUUAGCCGGACAUGUAAACUUUGUAGCAACAGUGGUCAAUCUGAGGCCACAACUUUGCUGGGAGCUUAACCAAGAUGGUUUUAGCCCUUUACACAUUGCAGCUUCUUGUGGGCAUGUUGAAAUUGUGAAGGUGCUUCUGCAAGUUCACCUUGAUUUGUGUUUGUUGGAAGGCAAAGACAGAAAAAUUCCUCUUCAUUUGAGUGUGGCCAAAGGUAAUGUUGAAGUUACAAAAUUGCUUUUGUCUAUUCUGGAAUCUGUGGAUUGCACAACAGCUCAAGGUGAGACUGUACUUCACUUAGCAGUUAAGUACAACCAGUUCAAAGUGUUUGAACAUCUAAUACAACAUCUCAAACAAGCCAACAAAGAAGAUCUUUUGAAUUCUAAGGAUCUUAAUGGCAAUACUUGCUUACAUCUUGCCGUCUAUAAGAAGCAGUAUCAGGUGGUUGACCUCAUGCUAAAUGGAGGGAUUAUCAGCAAGGAAAAGAUGGAGUUAAAUUCCUUAAACAAGAGUGGUUUGACUCCCCUUGAUACGUUACUAAUGUUUCAAAGUGAAAUCGGUGAUCGAGAGAUUCAUGAGAUUCUCGUUCAAUCAGGAGCUCUAAAGGCCAAAAGUCUGGAACAUACACAAGAACAAUCACCAAAUCUUCAUGAUACUAGACCUAACCACCAUAGGUCUCUCGCUAAAGAACUUUUAGACUACUUCAGUUACAAUAAAGUCAAUGAGACUCCUACAGAGGUUAGAAACACACUUCUUGUGAUACUUAUACUUGUCGCCGCUGCAACAUACCAAUCUGCACUUAGUCCUCCUGGAGGCACUUGGCAGGAUGAUUUUUUUCCAUCCACAUUAAAUAAUUCGUCAUCAUCUGCCACCAGUAAUACCAAUGCUACUUUACCACAUACCGCAGGAAAACCAAUUAUGUUUACUUAUAAACCCCGGAUCUAUAAGAUAUUUCUUUUAGCCAAUAUGUUGGCAUUUUCCACGUCGAUUCACAUGAUCUUCACGCUGACCGGAGGUUUCCCUAUGCGGAAUGAGUUGCGUGUUGCAGUUGGUGCACUUUUGUUAUCCCACGUUGCUGGCCUGGCUGGAAUCAACCUAGGCCCAGAUUCAGAUAUAGCUCCUGAGGUUCUUUGUACAAUAGCAAUAGUUGGGUUGAUUAUAAUCUGGUUGUUGAGAUGUUAUCAGGAAUUAUCUAAGAAAAUCCGCUACCACAGGCAAGAAAGGGUUUAAACCAGUACAAUGGAUUUUAGAAAAGAUUUGAAUGCUUGAAGUCAUGAACAGUGGGUGCUGUUAUUUUCUUUCAUAUUGUUUGAGUAGCAUUAUUAUGAAUGUAACUGUUUAUCUUGUGUUGUAGUUUAUUUUUAAUUUUUAAUUUUAAUAAUAUACCUACUUUAAUCGAA
Molecule: messenger RNA, 1756 nt
Organism: Helianthus annuus (common sunflower)
Lineage: Eukaryota; Viridiplantae; Streptophyta; Magnoliopsida; Asterales; Asteraceae
Product: ankyrin repeat-containing protein BDA1
Exons: 2
Coding region: 228-1586 (452 amino acids)
Molecular function (GO): protein binding
Source: RefSeq, a predicted model, not a curated record